UGGUGUUAGGGGGUGUGGUGGUUCUAUCACUGCGUUCUAAAUACGUACUUGCUCUUGGGUAGUAAUAGGCAGAUUCUUUGCGGCUUCCAUCGUAUCUUUCUUGUACGCAGCCUAGUGAGCAUGAGGUGGGUGAGUGGGUGGGCGUGGCGGCUAGGUGGGGCAGUGGGUGUCAUUUGGUUAGUGGGUGUAGCGUUACUAGCGCCCUCCCCACCCCUGCCCUCCCACACCACUGAGGCUAGUCUGUCCCUGAGGCUACAGCGCGCAGUGAGGGAUCUGCAGGAGCUACAGAAGCAGAACUCUGACAUCCGCGCCAUGCUCGCCGACUUCACCAGGCAGCUGGGUGAGGUGGGUGAUGGUGGAGGAGGGCUGCUGCAGCAGCUGGAGGAGAAGCUGCGGCAGGCGCAGCAACUGCUGCACGACUCAGACGCCGCGCACGCGCACGAUCAAGCAGGCGAUGUUCCGUCGUUUACACCGAGCCUGGAGUUCGAGGUGACGAGACGUCGUGUGGGGCGUGGGGUGCUGGAUAUGUGGUGGUACUUGGAGGACCAGCUCAGGGACCUCAGGGGCAGUCUCGACGCCUUCCCCAACCACGUCAACCAAAUCACAACCAUCAUCGAGAACGGUGCUGAGCAUGCCAGGGUAACGCGCCACGACCUGGCCCACCUGAGUGGGGCGGACGGGCUGAGCGUGUGGCGGGAGCGCGAGGCUGCGGACCUGAGCGCUCUGGUGCAGGCGCGGCUACACGCACUCCAGCACCCCAGCGACUGCAGCACUGCGAGGAAACUGACCUGCAUGCUUAAUAGGAAUUGUGGGUACGGCUGCCAGAUCCAUCACGCGGUGUAUUGCUUCAUCAUGGCCUACGGUUCCAAGCGAACGCUCAUCCUCAAGUCCCAGGAAUGGCGGUAUAACCCGGCGGGGUGGAAGGAUGUCUUCAAACCGCUCAGCAGCACCUGCACCGACCCCAGUGGCGGAUGGAUAGUUCACUGGCCUGGAAACAACAACACUCAGGUGCUGGACUUACCAAUCAUCGGCUCGCUAGCUCAACGGCCUGCGUUUUUACCUCCGGCGAUUCCUAAGGAUCUACGUCGACGAAAUACUCGGCUGCACGGCAACCCUUCCGCCUGGUGGAUCGGCCAGUUCCUCAAGUACAUGCUUAAGCCACAACCCAAGCUCCAGCAAGUGCUCGACUCCAUGAGCGAUCAGAUGAACUUCCAUGGUCCAAUCGUGGGAGUGCACGUCCGGCGUACCGAUCAGGCCGCGUUUCAUCCCAUCGAGGAAUACAUGCGCUACGUCGACGAAUACUUCGACGACCUCAGCCUGACCAGCCCCAACGUCAAGAGAAGAGUUUACGUCGCCUCUGACGACCCCAGCGUCAUCAAGGAUACCAGGAGCAAAUAUCCUAACUACGAAGUUCUGGGCGACCCUGACAUAGCCAAGAGUGCCGCCCUCACUACCCGCUACUCAGACUCUGCUCUGAAGGGCAUCAUCGCUGACAUUCACUUCCUUUCACUCACGGACUACUUAGUGUGCACCUUCUCGUCGCAGGUGUGUCGGAUAGCGUACGAGGUGAUGCAGACGAUGCACCCCGACGCGUCGUCCGCCUUCCACUCGCUGGACGACAUUUAUUAUUACGGCGGCCAGAGCUCCCACAACCAGAGGGCGCGCUUCGACCAUGUGCCUCGCAGCGGCUCAAACGAAAUGGCUUUGACGAAGGGCGACAUCAUCGGCAUUGCAGGGAACCACUGGAACGGCUACUCUAAAGGCGUCAACAAACGCACCCGUCAGAGCGCCCUCUACCCGUCAUACAAGGCCGAGGACGUGGUGGUCACGGCAGACUGUCCUACGUACGAGGAAGUUAGAUUAAAUAGCAAAAGCGAUAGUAUCCCUGACAUCGCAAGUCACAAACGUGAUGUAUUAAGUAAUAGUUUAGAGAGAGAAAAUAAAGUUACUUAACUAAGGCUACAUAGCUUAUUCCAGUGCCAAAGUUUUGUUUUUCUUCUACGAUACACGAAGCGUGGACCGUUUUAUCGUACGUGACUUCUCAGUUCUCACCAUUUUUGUUAUAUAGUAUAUAUAGGUCUUUUGAUGACAUUUAUAGUCUUUGGAUGACAUUUUGUUCCAAAUUUUGACAAAUGGGAACAUUAUUCCAAUAAAAUGCCACUUUUACAGAUUAUAAUAAGAUUUUUUUAUUUAUUUCUGUUAUCUACGUAUGAAACCGGCAAUGAGUCAUGCUGGAUGCGAUUCCGAUAAUUGUUUGCUGUAAAACGUAAUGUUUAUUUUUACGUUACAUUUUUAUGUUACUUUACGCGAGUUUAUGUGAAGUUCGUCAUAAACCCAGUGAAUUAUGUUUGGUGUGUUAGGUGCUGAUAUAAACUUCACAUAACGUAAGCGUCAGCGAUAUCAAUUAUUAGAAGAAAUUAUUUCGCGUACGGAAUUUUCGUUUGGCAGGUCCACGGAUCGUUUGGUUUGCGCUCACGUUAAGAGGUCACAAAUCCAUGCAUAUAAGAACUUGCGUUACCAUAUUUUUCUAAGACUUGGAUUGUACUCCUUGCAAAUGAUGGAUAUUAUGACGGUAUAAACUGAAGAGAUGAAAAUUUUGAGAUAAAUUUAGAUUGAUGCUAUCGUCUUGUGCAGAUGUUCAAAAUUGAUUUAUUUAUAUUUAUUCGAGGUAUAGGAGUCGUAACUAUUAUAAAAUGCUGCUGUGAAAUUACUUUUUUAUACUCGCUUCAAUCUGGUAUUACAGUUCAGACUUAAUGAACGAACUCUUCAGUUUAAGAAAUUUGAUCCCAUUGCAAAAUGUCGAUGGCAAAGCAUUAAAAAACAGUAACUUGUAUAAAUCUAUUUUUAACAGUGAUUGUGACGUAUUACUAAUUCAAAAGAGGCAUUGUUUUCUCAGAGGGCAUUUUUUGGACCUCCAUUUUGUGUGUUUGUUCUAGUAUUCCCACCCAUUUGAUGUUGACGUGUUCUAUUACCACCUAUUUGAUGUCAGUGUGUUCUAUUCCCACGUAUUUGAUAUCUGCGUGUUCCCACAUAUUUGAUGUGUGAUGUACUCUCACAAAUUUGAUGUUAGCGAUGUUCUUACCUGAUUAAUGACCGCGUGUACUACACUUGUACACUUGUCCAAUGUAAUCCGCUCGUACUCUCAACAUAUCAUGCAAUGUAAUGAGCUCAUUAUCAAUGUUCAUUCCAAUUCGCAAGUGUGUUAUUUUUUGGCAUGUUCGCCGAUUACAUUUUGUGGUCUUAGGUAUACUGACUUCUAUUCAUGCUGACAUGGCACAUUCUGCAAAAUGGUGUUAUAUAAUUUGACUAAAUAUGUAGCACAGGAGGUUGGUUCGACAAGGCCUGCUUCUCGAUAUCAGGUGCGUUCGGAUGUGUGCUUCUUUUAAAUGACUUUUACCUCUGUGCCUGCUUGUAACCAGAGAUUCGCGAGCUCUUUAAAGCAAAUGUUUCAACAGACGAGUUGAAUAACAUCAGAGUUUUGUUUACAAUACAGUGCAGUCUUAGUCAAUACUCAAAUAAGAUAUGUUCAUCCCACCCUGUGUCUAAUGCGGAACGAGCUUCUCGAAGUGACUUCGAUUAGUUUCUGCGUUUGAUUAGGAAAUAAGGAUAUGUGCAACAAGAAUGUCCAGCUUUCUAUGGAUAGAUUGCAUUAAAACUUUGUAAUCAAAGCUAAAAAUUGCAUGCAUUUUUUUUAUUUUUUAACUUAACGUCUGUUGAGGGCCUCAGAGCUUUUUUUCCAAGUUUACCUUGAGCGAUGCAAAUGCUCAACGAUAUUUUACCUAAUAAUUAUGUACUACUUAACAUUAUAUCAGGAGUAUGUGUUAAUAUAAUUAAUUCAACUUCUUAAACUAUUUCCAUUUGUAAAAUAGUAUUAGAAGUUUUGGUACGUUUUAGACAUUGUAUUACGACUUGCGAUAUUGUUACGCGUUUGCUAUUGUGAUCUGGUGAAUGUUGCAAGAGUACAUGUAAGUGCCCUUCAGUCUGUACGCCUUACAGAAUUGUUCUCACGGUCUUCAUGUUUGAGUGUCCACCUUAUGCUCCGUCGUUCCAGUUUCUUCUCGUGCCAGAAACAAAAGACAAAUAAUCUGCUAGGCUUGAAUAUAGAAACUAUCAUUCGAUAAAGUUUCACAGGUCUCAAAGAGCGAUAUCAAGAUCUCCGUUGUGAAUGUGCCGAAAUGCCGGUGAUAUUUAUAAUUCACACUUCCAAUGUACCUCAAAUUUGUGGACAUGUUAAAAACUAUAACGACGCAGGGAUGUCAAAUUAAUAAGCCUGCACUUUUGUAAAAAAAAAUGGUAAGCUAAAUUAUUUUAUAAGCCAUCAUAUUAAACGUGAUCAUACCUACAGUACAGUCGAGAUGAACAGUUCAAUCCAAGUUAGGAUUUGGUUAAACGGCUAGCGAAUGGAGACAAGUAAAUAAUAGAUCUUGAGCAUAUGCGAAUGGUUUAAAACCCGGAGAGCGCAAUUUAUUAGUGAAUUCAAUACAACUGUUGUGGAACUAGUCAUACACAUCCCGCAACCGCGGUUAAUGGAGAAUAAAUGAAAUAUAACAUGCGUUUCUUUGUC
Molecule: messenger RNA, 4564 nt
Organism: Hyalella azteca
Lineage: Eukaryota; Metazoa; Arthropoda; Malacostraca; Amphipoda; Hyalellidae
Product: alpha-(1,6)-fucosyltransferase-like
Exons: 12
Coding region: 121-1953 (610 amino acids)
Biological process (GO): protein N-linked glycosylation
Molecular function (GO): protein binding; alpha-(1->6)-fucosyltransferase activity
Source: RefSeq, a predicted model, not a curated record